This is a messenger RNA of Platichthys flesus (European flounder), 2227 nucleotides long. It is a transcript of the gene tmem97, whose product is annotated as transmembrane protein 97. Gene Ontology annotation, cellular component: endoplasmic reticulum. NCBI's taxonomy places the organism in Eukaryota, Metazoa, Chordata, Actinopteri, Pleuronectiformes, Pleuronectidae. The record is from RefSeq and is a predicted model, not a curated record. The transcript has 3 exons. The coding region runs from base 74 to 607 and encodes 177 amino acids.
UGCGACGUCGUUCUGCUGAAACUACCCUGUGUGUUUACCUUCACUGUCACUUGUGUUCCGUAAACUCGGGACAAUGUCUAUACGUGUGUUAGAGCUCAUCUUCUUUUUCUACUUUGCCUCUCACAUUCCCAUCACGUUAUUUAUCGACUUACAGGCGCUGCUCCCUGGACAUGUGUACCCGCAGCAGCUCAAAGAUCUUCUGACUUGGUAUGCAGAGGAAUAUAAAGACCCCAUGAUGUUGGAUCCUCCGGUCUGGUUCAAGUCCUUCAUUUUCUGCGAGAGUCUGCUCCAAAUUCCUUUCUUUCCCAUCGCAGCGUAUGCUUUCCUAAAAGGUGGCUGUAAGUGGAUCAGGACUCCUGCCAUCGUGUAUUCCACACACGUGGCCACCACCCUGGUGCCGAUCCUAGCCCACAUCCUUUUCUAUCAGUUCCCUAUGAAGCCCCACCCAGGGCCCCAGACUGUGCAGGAGCGCUGGCUGCUGGUCUCCAUUUAUGUUCCUUACCUGCUGGUGCCUGUGCUGCUGCUCCUCACCAUGCUGCUGUCCCCCACUUACAACUCCACCUCCAAGUCUGGAAAUGCAUCAGCCAAGACCAAGAAGAAGAACUGACACAUCAUCGUCUGCCCAACUCUGAAAUCAAAAGAUAUUUUUCUACAUUUCUGAAUGUACAGUUUAUAUGUGAUAUACAUCGAUCGGAGAAGCUGUGUUUUGUACUGCGGAACAUGUAUUAGGAAGAAUGGGCCAUUGUUAAACCAGCCAAAUAUAAAUUUAAAAGGAUUGUGGUGGUGGAUCCUGAUCGUGGUGGCAGCUGUCCCUGGUCUAUGAUUGAAACAAAACUGCUUGAUAUGUUGUUAUGUCUACUCAGAUACUCUACCAUUACUGACAAUAACUCCUCAGUUAAUUUACUUUCCAUCAUGCUACAAACGGUUUCUUGUUUGUUGUAAAUACUCUUAUUUUACUGAUGUUCUCCAUUACACGUGGCAUCUCUUGCACUUCUGUCCGUCCCGGUGUAACAGGCCAUAGAGGUUUCUACGAUCCUUUUCCCUGUUAAAGGGUUUUCAGUAGUUUGUCCUCACCCUUUUUGAGGGUUAAGGACACAGGAUGUCACACCUUAUAUAAUUUGUGAAUAUGGGCUACACAAAUGAAAUGUGAUUGAUGAUUGAAUGUGAAGAACCGAAUCCUUUUUGAGCAGUAAGUCAAAUUUUUUAAGAUUAUUAAUGAGUCUGUAUGAAAUUGGGAUAUAAGUGUAGACUCUCUAAAGGGUAAGUGGUGGCUCAUUGGGACCUGACGGUUGUUCAGUGACUAGAACCAAAAGCAAUAUGUGUCAGCCGUCAGAGCAAUAUGUGUCAGCCGUCAGAAGCCGCUGCAGCCCACUAGUCAUUCAGUUCAUGUAAUUUUGUUUAACCUGAGAAAAAUGAGGAGAGCUGUAAAACCUGUUUACUGGUUAAUCAAAGGUCCUCAGAAAGAAAAGAGACAACUACACUAUUAUUCAAAGUUUACACCUUGUUACUAUCACUGCAAUAAACUAAAGUAAUCUGAACCGAAAACGUUAAGAAUUAUCACAACUCCAUUAAAAUCCCUGGCAGCCAGGUCAGGCAGGGUCAAAGGGGCUGUGUCUUUUCUUCCCUCCUGCCUGUCUCUAUCUCCCUCCCCUGUCUCUCUCUCUCUCUCUCAGGUGCCGCUGUAGGUGUUGCUAAUGAUUAUGAUGAUGAUGGCUGUCAUUAUUGUGGCUUGAGCUGCUGCGUUGGAUCAGCCUAUCAAAACCCAGGGUUCCAAAAUGAAGGGAGCAAGCCCUCAGAGGUCAGGGUCUUUUUGACUCAGUCUCAGAUUGCUGUUUUGCUGUUGCUAUCUGUAAAGUUUGUGGUGGGAGGUUUUCUUGGACAUUAGGUAAGCCGGGUUACCCAAUACACUUUUGCACACACAGAGUCACUUGUACAGACAAACUUGGUGUCACCUGUGUAUUUUGGAGAGCUGCUCCUUUAGAUUUGUUAGUUAGGCAUUUCAGUGGUUUUACUUUAAGAAUAAACAACAGAUCAGAUCGUAUUUUGUUAAAUUCAUUUCAGUUUCUUUGACAAAAACCUUUUCCUCACAUCCCCCACAUUUGUAAAACCCUCCCUUUGUUAACCACAUGCUAAACACUUUUGUCACGUACACCUUUUAACUUUAUUGUUUUUUUAUUUGGUUUCCCUUUGUUUGUCUCUUUUUAAUAAAAGGUAUGUAACAACCAGA